Argiope bruennichi is the source of this 2182-nucleotide messenger RNA. Its product is annotated as BDNF/NT-3 growth factors receptor-like. NCBI's taxonomy places the organism in Eukaryota, Metazoa, Arthropoda, Arachnida, Araneae, Araneidae. Bases 1 to 2118 code for a protein of 705 amino acids. Gene Ontology annotation, biological process: protein phosphorylation; multicellular organism development; cellular response to nerve growth factor stimulus. Gene Ontology annotation, molecular function: ATP binding; transmembrane receptor protein tyrosine kinase activity; neurotrophin binding. The record is from RefSeq and is a predicted model, not a curated record. Gene Ontology annotation, cellular component: axon; signaling receptor complex; plasma membrane. The transcript is spliced from 11 exons.
AUGCCUGAUUGUUCUAGGACCUUCUCCGCCCACCUCCCGGAAAAUAUAAAAAGCAGCAGUCUCAAGCCGAAAUCAAUCGAUGGCAACCCAAUCGUUUGUAACUGCAGUGCGAAAUGGAUUCAAAAGUUGGCCAAAUCAGAUAAAAAAAUUCUGGGUCCUCUUUGGGAUCAAGUGACUUGCAUUGAUCGAGAAAAUUCUAAUUCUCCUGCGUUAUUGAUGAACUUCACAAUACCUAAUUGUGAACUUCCCAAAGUUUACGUCAUGCCUGAAAAGAUCAUCAUGAACGAGUCACAAUCAGCUGAUCUCAUCUGCUCAGCAUCCGGCGAUCCUCCCCUUUCUCUGUAUUGGAACACGUCAUCUUUGGUGUCUAAUCACACCAUUGGUGACUUUGAAUUGCUUGGAAUGAUUGAUUAUGCUAAUGGAAGCGCUGACAUGCUCAACAGUUUCAGCUUUGAUUCAAACGAUACUGUACAAGUUUUGAACAUUUAUGCCUCCAGUGGAGAAGAUAAUGGAUUUGUAAACUGCAUUGCCGAAAACGAUGUUGGACAAGAAAUUGCACAAGUGUUUCUGGAAAUACAUGCAAUUCCAAAAAUAUUAGAGAUGAAAGUGGCAAAAAACUUUUACUGGUGUAUCGAUUAUCAAGUAACAGGCUUUCCAAAGCCUCAUAGAACAUGGUACUUCAACAACCAUCUCCUCCAAAAUCCCAUGAUACAGGAUCUGGAAAAUCCAUGGACAAUGAAAAAUCCGUAUCUUGCAGAUGGUUGUUUACAACUUGAAAGAGCCUCACAAGUGAAUGAAGGUAUUUAUACAUUAGUGGCUUCAAAUGCUUUCGGUACAGUAAAUCAUUCCAUUGGUGCGAAAUUUCACAAAGAUCCUGUAGUUAUCGCUCAUCCAACAUACAUACCACAAGGAAGGUUACCUCCUCCCAUUUCAACGAUUCGGAAGAAACCGGAACCAGAGCCCAAAAGCAGGACACCAAUUUUGAUAUCAACACUUCUAACUACUGCAAUAGUCUUGAUAUUGGUUAUAUCUAUAGUAUGCUUUGUCCAAUGGCGAAAAUACAAUCGAACUCCAGAUGGACUUAACGAAGGAGCAUCACCAUGGCUCUUCUUCUGCCCACAAAGUCGAAGAAACAGGCUUCGAGUUGAGAGAAUUCCUCUGAAUCCAUCUCAAAUGAUUGUGAAUCCAAAUUAUUCAAAAGAAAGCAACAAAGAUUCCAUUGUUGAGAUUCAUCACAUUGCAAGAGAAAAGAUCAGUUUUGUUCAGACCCUCGGAGAAGGAGCUUUUGGUAGAGUAUUUUUGGGCACAGUUGAUUACUUGACUCCGGAUGAACCAACGACGUUAGUUGCCGUCAAGACUUUAAAAACUAAUGAAAUGGAUGACAUUAAAGUGGAAUUUGAAAGAGAAGCUGAGCUACUUGCCAAUUUGCAACAUACCAAUAUAAUAAAAUUUCAUGGUGUUUCAACAGAUGGCGAAGCUCUUAUGAUGAUAUUUGAGUACAUGGAACAUGGAGAUUUGAACAACUUUUUAAGAGACCGAUCACCACAUAAUGAAAGUACUGAAAUUGAUGUAAACAAGUAUCCAGAACUAACGAUUCCAGAUUUGAUACAUAUUUCAUGCCAAAUCGCAGCCGGAAUGGAUUAUCUUGCCAGUCAACACUUUGUUCAUAGGGAUUUAGCUACUCGAAACUGCUUGGUUGGCGAUCAGUUGGUCGUUAAAAUUGGAGACUUCGGAAUGUCUAGAGACGUCUACAGCACAGACUAUUACCGAGUUGGAAGACAUAAUAUGCUACCGAUCCGCUGGAUGCCCCCUGAAAGCAUUCUCUACAGGAAAUUCACCAUAGACUCGGAUAUUUGGAGCUUUGGUGUUGUCAUGUGGGAGAUCUUCACUUUUGGAAAACAACCAUGGUAUGAAUUGUCAAAUCAUGAGGUAAUUCAGCACGUCACAUCUCAGAAAGUUCUCCCUCGUCCACCCAGUUGUCCGGAAGACAUAUAUCUUUUAAUGCUUGCCUGCUGGAAAACUAGACCUCAAGAGAGAAUGACAAUGAAAAACAUACAUGCUCAACUAGAGAUUCUGAGCUCUACCAGAGACACAGAAUACUUAGAAGUGGUUGACUGACAUAUGCUUACUGGGCGUCUUUACAGGAUGCCUAUCAUAACCUGUGAAACUUAAAACUAUCAUU